Messenger RNA from Oxyura jamaicensis (ruddy duck), 1983 nucleotides. It is a transcript of the gene CHST4, whose product is annotated as carbohydrate sulfotransferase 4. Gene Ontology annotation, biological process: N-acetylglucosamine metabolic process; carbohydrate metabolic process; keratan sulfate proteoglycan biosynthetic process. The record is from RefSeq and is a predicted model, not a curated record. The transcript has 2 exons. Gene Ontology annotation, cellular component: Golgi membrane. Lineage: Eukaryota; Metazoa; Chordata; Aves; Anseriformes; Anatidae. The coding region runs from base 220 to 1347 and encodes 375 amino acids. Gene Ontology annotation, molecular function: N-acetylglucosamine 6-O-sulfotransferase activity.
GUCCUCUGCUACAAGAAUGAUACUGAGUUGCUGGAACACAUUCAGAGAAGAACAAUGAAACUGGUGAAGGGACUGGAAAACAAGACCUAUGAGGAGCAGCUGAGGGAACUGAAACUGUUUAGUCUGGAAAAGUGGAGGCAGAGAAGGAGAGGCUGAGCAGAGAAGUCAUUGCUGUCUACAACUACCUGAAAGGAGGUUGUUGCGAGGUCCCUUGCAGCCAUGAUGAAAUCUAGAUGGGUGCAGGUACUCCUGAUUCUGGCAGUUCUGUCCUUCCUGAUCCACUUCCUAACCUGCAGCAAUGCCCCCAUGGAAGAUAAGCCUUCUCCAGUCCACAUCCUCAUUCUCUCCUCCUGGCGGUCAGGAUCUUCCUUCACUGGACAGAUCUUCAGCCAGCACCCCAGUGUCUUCUACCUGAUGGAGCCUGCAUGGCAUGUGUGGGUUGCUAUGUACCAGAACAGUGCCAAAGUCUUACAGAUGGCAGUGCGGGACCUAGUCAGGUCGGUCUUCCUGUGUGACAUGUCUGUGUUUGAUGCUUACAUGUCUAGCCAGAAGAAAAAGUCUGAUUUAUUUCAGUGGGAGACAAGCCGAGCCUUGUGCUCCCCCCCUGCCUGUGACUCAUUCAGGCGCAAUGACAUAAUUACUGCAGGAAAUUGCAGGACAGUCUGUGGCAAGUACCCAUUCAGCAAGGUGGAGGAAGCCUGUAAAACCUACAGCCAUGUUGCCAUCAAGGAGGUUCGGUUCUUUGACCUGAAAGUCCUCUACUCCCUCUUCACUGAUCCAUCCCUGAACCUCAAAGUCAUUCACUUGGUCCGGGAUCCUCGAGCUGUGUUCAGGUCCCGAGAGAAUACAGUGGUAGACCUGAAACGUGACAGUGACAUUGUUUUGGGGUCCCAGAAGAUGAAGGGAGAAAUGGGACCCUACAAUGCUAUGCAAGAAGUCUGCAAAAGUCAUGUUGAGAUUUACAAGGCAGGCAGGCAGGCUAUUCCCAGCUUCCUGAAAGACCGUUACCUGCUGGUUCGUUAUGAAGACAUUGUCAGAGACCCACUAGCAAAGGCUGCUCAGAUGUACAGGUUUGCAGAACUCCAUUUCACACCGGAACUUCAGAAAUGGGUGCACAACAUUACCCAUGGGAAGGGGCAAGGAGGACAGGCCUUUGAGAUCGGAUCCAGAGAUGCGCUGAGCGUAUCCGAGGCCUGGAGGAAGACCCUUCCAUUCCAGAAAAUAGAAAAAGUGCAAAAUGUGUGCAAGGAUGCUAUGGACUUGCUGGGCUACCGGCUAGUUCAUUCUGAAGAAGAACAGAAAAACCUGUCACUGGAUCUCUUGCUUGGCCAGAACUCCUCUGAGUAACAAAUUCAAAAAGGCAGAAAAGCUGCUCGUUGUACCUCCUCUCUGAAGGCUGCAGGGUGGAGAACUGUUUACCAGUGCAAAAGAGGGCAGAGGGGCAUCUCUGUGUGUGCAUGUGAUGAGUGACACAGGAACCCUGACUGCACUCCUGGCAGCUUUCCCAGCAGAAUAGGCUCACUCUCCAAGGCCACGACAAGGGAUGGAGUAAUGCAAGUAUGUUUUCCAAACUAAGUCCAGGGUAUAUGCAAAAGAGGAAGUAUGUGUGCUGGGAGCAGACUCCCGGAGGAGUGGGACCAGAUAUCACAGCUUGAUCUCCCACAGGCUGCAGCUAAGUACUAGUGAAACCACAUGAAGCAACUGCACUGUAGAGGAAGAGGAGACAAACAGAAGCUGAAUAGAGAGAACAUUCUUUGUCAUGCUGCCACUCAGGACAUACAAUGCCAAAAGAGGCACGAGGGUAACCGGAUGUUGUUUUCUGGGAAGAUGCUCUUUUCAGAAUGGCUAAGUUUUCAAGUUCAGUCUUUCUCUUGUUCCAUUCCUGUGUUUGAAUGUCCAGCACUGGUGGUAAUGUUGGCAAAAUGUCUGUGUUCACUUACUAUGGAACAGGAAAUUUGAAUAAACCAUCUAUAGUUGAAAGUG